This is a messenger RNA of Bicyclus anynana (squinting bush brown), 3065 nucleotides long. RefSeq names its product caspase-1 (gene Caspase1). The transcript has a single exon. The coding region runs from base 207 to 1115 and encodes 302 amino acids. Gene Ontology annotation, biological process: apoptotic process; proteolysis. NCBI's taxonomy places the organism in Eukaryota, Metazoa, Arthropoda, Insecta, Lepidoptera, Nymphalidae. Gene Ontology annotation, cellular component: cytoplasm. The record is from RefSeq and is a predicted model, not a curated record.
UUCUGCUUCUGUGGUCAGUUGACUCUUGUCUUUGUUUUGUACUUAAUUUUGAUUUGUGUUGCGUGAGCCGUGAGUUGAGUUGUGAUUUGUGAAAUUAUUAUUCUUUUGCACUUGUGCACCUGAUUCUUGAAAUCUCGUUGUGGCGUGGUAUUUUUUUCUAAGAUAUUAUAAGAAUAAGAGUUGAAACUAACAUCCACUCAAAGAAAAUGUCUGAAGUGCAAGACAAUGGUUUCAGUGAGCCAUCAUCGAUUGAGCCAGAACAAAGACCUAACGGCGGUGGAGAUGGUGAUGAAGGCGACGCAUGGGGAGGCGGAAGUCACGAAUCUUCGUCGGCACGUCGCUAUGCUAGGAUGACAGUAGACAGAAAUGCUGCCUAUUAUAACAUGAACCAUAAGAAUCGAGGCAUGGCAAUAAUCUUCAAUCAUGAACAUUUCGAUAUACACAGUUUGAAAUCUCGCACAGGUACAAAUGUCGACAGCGACAACUUGGCUCGUGUGUUAAAAGGCCUGGGAUUCCGCGUGACCGUUCUAGUCGACCGCAAAGCUGAUGACGUUAACAAGUAUCUUCAGCAAAUAUCUGAAAUGGAUCACACCGACAACGACUGCUUGCUCAUUGCCGUGCUAUCCCACGGAGAGCUGGGGAUGUUGUAUGCAAAAGACACUCAUUACAAGCCAGAUAAUUUGUUUUAUCACUUCACCGCAGAUAGGUGCCAAACAUUGGCAGGAAAACCGAAAAUCUUCUUCAUACAAGCUUGCCAGGGCGACAAAUUGGAUGGAGGAAUAACCCUCUCCAAUAGAACUGAGACGGAUGGCUUGUCUAGUGCAUCUUAUAGAAUUCCCACUCAUGCUGACUUUUUGAUAGCCUAUUCAACCGUACCUGGUUAUUAUUCUUGGAGGAACACCACCAGAGGUUCCUGGUUUAUGCAGGCUUUGUGUGAAGAGCUUCGAUACUCAGGUGCUGACCGAGACAUCUUGACUUUGCUUACAUUUGUGGCACAGCGGGUAGCUCUGGACUUUGAGUCCAACACCCCAGACAUGCCGACCAUGCACCAACAGAAACAGGUGCCGUGCAUCAACAGUAUGCUCAUAAGACUGCUUGUUUUUGGAAAGAAGUAAAAAAUUGCUAGUUGAAACCAAAAAAUUAUAGCAUUUUAUCUUAUGUUGUAAGCAUGGUUUGCCAUCUCCAUUCCUUGUUCUUUUUAUUACAUAUUAGGAUAUUCCAUUCCUAUUUUAUUUUGCAUAAUUUAUAUGUGUUUUAGAUAAUUUUAUGUUGUAGGAUCUGUAUAGUCUACAGAAUUGAUUUGUGGAUUGAUAAGUCUGUCUGUUAUAAUCCACAGAAAUUGAAUGAUCUGAUUGCUAUUUGCUAUUGUCAGCUAUGAUAAGCUAAUUGUUUAAAGUUUAGAAAUUGAUCACCUUGACCACCUUAUGGCAAAAGGAUGGGGAAAGAGGGAAAGAAGUAUAUUUUUAUGUAUUAUUUGAGUAGCAAAUUAAUAAAAGCUUUAUCAAAUCUAAGGAAAAUUAAUAGUUUUGUAAAUUAAAGAAUACACUCGAGAAUUAAACAAUCAACUAUUGAGGUGAUUGGAUUCUAAACUCAACCAACUUUGCGUGCUUACAAAAUUCCUAAACUUAUUUCUGUGGGUUGUAAUGAUCUCACAGAAUUUAAUGAGAUUUUCAUUUACGUAAUUAGUAUAUAUGAAUAUUAUCUUUAUUUAGGAUGCAUUUUUCUUAUUAAUGAAAAUGAGUAUAGGUAAAAUAUUGUUAAAAUUAAAUAUUAAUGCUGAACAAAAAUUUAUUGCUCUAAAAAUAAUAUAGCUUCAAAAAAAUUACUUAACUUUUAGAUGUGUCUGUUAAGUAAAAAAGUGCACAAAAUAUACAGUAAGAAUAAGUAUCAUCAAGAUAUGAAUUUAAUUUGAAUUGGUUUCAGUAUUACCUGAUAUCUAUAUUCUAUACAGUAAAAUAUAUUGCCUUUAAAUGAAGUGCUUAGAUUUUAAUAUUGGGCUCAAGUUUAGAUAAAAGUAUUAAAUGCAAUAUCAAGCUUUUGUAAUAACUUUUUAUGAUUACUAACAAUUUAUAUUGUGAUAAACAAAUGAUAAGUCUGUUGUUAAACAUAAUGUACUUAAGAAAACUGCCAUUAUUAUAAAUAGAUUACAAUAGAAAAAAUAAUAAGAUACCCACAAUGUUCAAUUCAAUUAAUCAAUCCCAGUUCACUUUUAUAAUUUCUAAUAUCAAUAUAAUAAUUAUGUUUAAAUACAUAUCAUUCAGUGAUAUAUAUUUAUGUAAACUGAAAAUAAAUGAUUAAGUAAUUAUGUAUUUUAUAGUAAUUUUUUAAUUUGUUUUGUGUUUUUAAAUUGUAAUUGAGCACCACAUUCAGUUAAGAAUAUCAAACAUUUAUUUUUCUAUAAAUAUUAUGAUUGAUUCUAGAAUAUCUUAAAUUACAUUGAUAUUUUAUUGAUACUUUAAUUUGGGUUUGCUCUAUACAUUAUAGAGUAAAUAUUUUAAUGGUUCAUGUUUUUAAAAAUAUUAUUUUUUAGUAAAACUAAGUACACUAAAAUGUUAAGAAUAAGUCUCUUUACUCAUACCUUUAAUGCAUUAGAUUAGACAAAUGGCAUUUAUUUGCUGUUUUAUCAACUUACCACCUUUUUACUUGUACCAAUAACAAAGAUAGGCUUGUGGGAGUUGCAUGAAGUUUGCCAUUUUAGUUUUAUACUUACUAAAUUAAUAAUAAUAAUGAUUUAAGUAUAGUUCAAUCCUUGUUUACCUCACAAAAAUAAUAAUUGGAAUGAAUUUAAGUAUGUGAUAUCUGUAUGACUGAUAUUAGGGUAUGGUAAGAUUAGAGCGAAAUAUCUGUGAAGAGAUUAAAUAUUUAUAUGUAUUAAGGUCCCUUCUAAAAACGUGCCUUGAAAACAUAAAAAAUAAUUUACUUUUUGUAUAUUUUAGUAGAUGGUCUCAAAUAAUAAUAAACUGGAUGAAUCUCUUCAUAGAUUUUUGCUAUGCAACGAAAUGACGUAUUUUGUUAAACAUUAUUUUUGUAUUUUGAGUAUCUAAGCAAUAAAUCCCUUCGAAGUU